Bipolaris maydis ATCC 48331 is the source of this 1150-nucleotide messenger RNA. RefSeq lists its product as uncharacterized. The record is from RefSeq and is a predicted model, not a curated record. NCBI's taxonomy places the organism in Eukaryota, Fungi, Ascomycota, Dothideomycetes, Pleosporales, Pleosporaceae.
AGCCUGUUCUAAUGUACAAAGAUAACUCCAGCGCUUCCUAGGAAGACACAUCUACCUGAUCGCAAUAGUGGGCGGUGUUGUUCUGUGAUGGCUAGCGGUGCUCUACCCCAUUCUCUUUACAUCCAUGGCACGUCUAGUACUACGAACGGCAGCCAGAGCUUUGCUAGUCUCAACCUCGGCACCAUAAACCAUGCUCCCAUCAACAACAACAACAACAACAACAACAACAACAACAAUAACAACGACGACGACGACAAUAUCUCUUGCAACCUAGCACUGAACGAGAUUCUCCACGCUCUUCCGAUCGCCAAAGAUGCACCUUUUAACGCAUACCAGCGGCAACGCGACCCAACCUGCUUGCCCAACACCCGCACAGACCUCCUCCGCGAGAUAGACAACUUGGUAGACAGUGAAGAAUCACCAGGCAUCUUCUGGUUGAGCGGUCUAGCCGGCACUGACAAAUCUACUAUAGCGCAAACAUUGGCUUUGCGAUACCACGUGAAGAGUCGGCUUGCUGCGAGCUUUUUCUUCUCACGGGCAGACGAAGACGUAAGCCACGCAGGAAAGUUCAUUACAAGUAUUGCAUUCUGGAUCGCCAAUAGUAUACCAGGCUUAAAGCGUAAGGUCUGUGAUGCGAUAGGAAAACACAACAAUAUUGCGAGCCUAUCUCUUGUCGAUCAGUGGCAGGAGCUGGUACUUGUUCUACUGUCAAGCUGUGAGGACCAGGAUUGCCGAUCAAGCUAUGUUAUUGUUGUUGAUGCACUUGAUGAGUGCGACAGCCAAGACAACAUUCAAAUCAUUCCGCGCUGUCUAGCUGCUGUACGUUCAUUACAGAGUACUCCAGUACGCGCGCUUCUGACGAGCAGGCCUGAGGUUCCUAUCCAGCACGGAUUUAGCCAAGUGCGAAGAGACGAGCAUCAGGACUUUGUGCUUCAUGACAUCGACCCAGCAAUUAUCGAGCACGACAUCUCAGUAUUCUCGAAACACAAACUUGAAUCUACUGGAAAUAAUUAUAGGCUCGGAGAUGGGUGGCCAGCGGAAAGAGACAUCAAAGGACUGUCUUUUGUACGUGAAUUUCGCGAUGCUUAGAAAAAGUGUCUGGCUCGGUGGGGGAAUACGUUAAAUAUAUAAUUGUAGCACUACAUAUUUU